UAAAUUAUGGAAGUAGGAAGUUAAUUAACAUUUGUUUAUUGUUGGGUUUUUAAACAUGUAUUCGCACGACAUAAUUAGUCGUACAAACAGUCCAAUGCAAAUGGAAAGAGAAAAGAAAGGACAAACUGGAGAACAUUUUUCAUGAACGGUUAUAUACUGCACAAGGAAGAUUAAAUGGAUCUGGAACUAACAUUCACAUAUCUACAGAUAUGGAAGAAGAUGUUAUAGAACCAACAGUGAACUCACUUGUUUCAUCUUUGUCGGAGGUGACAAUUUCCACGAAAGAUCCUUCUUUAGAUUUUCCAUUUCUUAGGGAUCCAAAAACAAUAACAUAUAUAAAAUCAUUUAAAACAGUAUUCAUAAUGAGGGGUGUUUCUGGAUCUGGUAAAUCUACCAUUGCAAGGGCCAUACAGAAAGUUUAUCCCUCUGCUGUUUUGUGUAGUGCUGACGAUUACUUCAUGAGAGAGGGGGAAUACCAUUUUAGUGCCGAUGAUUUGGAAAGUGCUCAUAAGUACUGCCAGAGACUUGCAGAGGAAGCGGUAAGAAAAGACAGCAAUGUAAUCAUUAUUGAUAAUACCAAUGUCAAACGCUGGGAAAUGAAAUUUUACAUGGAUCUAGCUAGGCAGCAUCUUUAUCGUACAGUGAUUGUGGAACCUAAAUUAGACUGGAGAAAUAAUCCCAGUCUUUUAGCAUCUCGGAAUAUUCAUGAUGUUGACGAAAACACAAUACGAAAAAAGAUCAAAGCUUUUGAAGAUUAUGUUCCAUUCUAUUAUGCUUGGUUUUUGAACAGAACUGACAGUACAAUGGUUUACAACAAAUGCUGCAACACCUUGAGGGAUUGUAUAAAAAAUGUUCCAGGAUUUUGCUCCUUUGUAUUAGAUAAAGACUGCAGUGUGGAGGAGUUUUUGGAGUACUUCAGGUUGUCCGAGAUGCCCCAUUCUCUGUACCAUUGCACAGCCAAGUUCUUGGGAGGCCCGAAAAGUGGUACCGUGAGAAGGUUGGAAUACCACCAGAGCACAGAAGUGCAGGAAGCUUGCGGCAAAAGCUUCAAAAUAACCAUGACUGGAAUGAUUGUCACAUCAGCUGUAGUGGCUGCUCGAAUAAAAUUGUCAUCUGAAGAAUUGCUUAUGAUAUAUGACAAACCAGAAGAAAAUACUGAUGGCAGACUAAAAGACAAAUUGUGCUACCCUAAAGGCAGUACUGCUCAUCUGACCAUUGCUACAGCUGAGGGUGUCCUACCAAAGCAUAGCAAUACAGAAAUACUAGCCAUCGCAGACAUGGAGAGGAACAAUGCAGAUGGGAAAGUGUCACAUCGAUUAAAGUCGGGGGUUGUGAACCUCUGGGACCAGUAUUAUUGUUCUGUAAACUUUGAAACACCUGUAGAAAUCAACACACUGUUUUCUGGAUUUUAAUUAAAACAAUUGAAUAUUUUAAAAAAGAUAACUUAUUUCUAUCCCAUGUGUGUUCUUUUAUCUAUGAAUGUAAUUGUUCCUUUAGCAUAAUGAUUUUAUUCUAAUAAACUUGUUAGCGGAUUGUUUUUGUUAAUCACCAAAAUAAAAAAGCAUUGGUCAUGAAAUUGAUAAGAGUGAAAGUUAUUUUUUGUAUGAAGUCACAAUUAUAAUGACUUUUUACCUGGACAGAAGGUUCAUUUACAAGUGAGCUUUUCUGGGUUUUAAUUAAAGCAAUUGAAUAUUUUAAAAAAGAUAACUUAUUUCUAUCCCAUGUGUGUUCUUUUAUCUAUGAAUGUAAUUGUUCCUUUAGCAUAAUGAUUUUAUUCUGUUAAACUUGUUAACGGAUUGUUUUUGUUAAUCACCAAAAUAAAAGAGCAUUGGUCAUGAAAUUGA
Messenger RNA from Magallana angulata, 1844 nucleotides. RefSeq names its product 2',3'-cyclic-nucleotide 3'-phosphodiesterase-like. Gene Ontology annotation, molecular function: 2',3'-cyclic-nucleotide 3'-phosphodiesterase activity. The record is from RefSeq and is a predicted model, not a curated record. Bases 210 to 1412 code for a protein of 400 amino acids. Gene Ontology annotation, cellular component: membrane; cytoplasm. Gene Ontology annotation, biological process: cyclic nucleotide catabolic process. The transcript has 4 exons. NCBI's taxonomy places the organism in Eukaryota, Metazoa, Mollusca, Bivalvia, Ostreida, Ostreidae.